AUGUCCGACGAUCGCUUCAAGGCCUUGAAGAGCGACCCACGUUAUCGUCUCCCGAGCAAGAAGGAAGCUCGUACAGCCGUCGAUCCACGAUUCAAGACCCUCUUCACCGAUCAGGAAUUCCGCAAAAAGGCAGCCGUUGAUCGAUACGGACGGAAGAUCAAGCCCGAGGCCAAUGCGAGGGAUUUAGAGAAACUUUACCGUCUGGACCAGAAUGAAGAAGACGAGGAUGUAGACGUGGAAGAGGAGGAAGAACAGAAGGUCAAGAAAGGCAAGAGGACUACAAAGGUCGUCAACUCUUCUGAUGAGGAAUCUUCGGUGGAGGAUGAGGACGAGGAGGAAGACGGUGAUGAUGAAGAGGAGACCGCCACACGCGAUCCCAUGYGCGAAGGGUUUUCUGGUUCGGAGAGUGAGGAGGAAGAGGAUUCCGACGACGAAGAAGAUGCAUUGAUGGAUGCUACGGCCGGGAUUGAACAGACGGAAGAGAUACCCAUGGGCGAAGUUUCUCGCCGGAUCGCCGCCGUCAACCUUGACUGGGACAACAUUCGAGCUGCCGAUCUACUGGCUGUAGCUGCCAGUUUUGCGCCUCCUGGUGGUAAGAUUGAGAAUGUGACCAUCUAUCCUAGUGAGUUUGGACGGGAGCGAUUGGAGAGAGAGGAGCUGGAAGGUCCACCAAGGGAGAUUUUCGCAUCUUCUGGAGCCGCGCAGAAGACCACCCAGGAGGACGACGAUGAUGACGAGGAGGAAAGUGCGGAAGAAAGUGACGAUUACGAAGAGACCAAGAAUCGCCUUCUUUCGGGGAACCAGGCGACCGAGGAAUCAGAAUUUGACACUGCGGCACUCCGUGCAUACCAGCUGGAACGUCUAAAGUACUAUUACGCUGUCAUCACUUGCUCAAAUCCACAGACCGCCAAGGCACUCUACGACGCAAUGGAUGGACGAGAAUAUCUCAGCUCAGCAAACUUCUUCGAUCUCCGAUUCAUCCCUGACGAGACGAGUUUCGAAGAGGAUGUCCCGAAGGAUGAAUGCAGUGUAUUGAACGCCGGCUACAGACCCAAUGAGUUUCGCACGGAAGCUCUCACACACUCCAAAGUGAGAUUGACAUGGGACGAUGAUGAUGCUACUCGGAAGGAAGUGCAGAAGAGGGCGUUCUCGAGAGCUGAGAUGGACGAGAAUGACAUGUUGGCCUACAUUGGGAGUGACGAGAGUGAUGCUUCUACCAAAUCUACCAAGUCUACAACCGGAAGAGGAAAGUUAGGCAGGAAAGAGGCGCAGCGACUGAAGAUGCGGGCUGCAUUGGGACUUGGUGAAGAAGAAGAUAAGGAGAAGGGAAGCAAGAAGAAAGGCGGCAAGGACGAGGAGCUGGGUGAGAUGCAAAUCACCUUCACUUCUGGCUUGACAAACGCUGGUGCAGAAUCUGCGACGUCAAAGAAGGGCGUGUUUGAGAAUGAGCCGCAGGAUGAAGCUAGCACUCGUGAGAGAUACAUCCGCAAAGAAAAGGAGAGGAAGCAGGCGAGAAAGGAGCGUGCCAAGGCCGCGAGAGCAGGUGGCGAGUCUAAAUCCGCCGAGGAGGAAGACGCUGGUCCUGCGGAUGAGGCGAAGGUCGACGAUGAGGAAGACCCAUUCGCAGAUCCUUUCUUCAAUGAUCCAGCUGCAGCUACGGCGGCCGCAACUGCUGCUGCACGCAAAGCUCACAAGGCGGAGAAGCGGGCAAAGAGGGCCGCUGCUGAUGCCGAGGCUGAGGGUAGAAGGGCGGAGCUGGAGCUGUUGAUGGCUGGAGAAGGCGACGGCGUCACGGAGCAUUUCGACAUGAGAGAGAUUGAGAAAGCGGAGAAAGAGGCAAGACGAAAAGGCAAGGGCAAGAAGAAGGGGAAGAAAGAUGAUGGCAAGGGCGAGACGGCACAAGCGGACUUUGAGAUUGAUGACAAGGAUGAACGUUUUGGCGCUGUCUUUGAUAGCCAUGAGUUUGCUAUUGAUCCGACGAAUCCGAGGUUCAAGAAGACGAAGGGUAUGGAGACUUUGUUGGAGGCGGGGAGGAAGAAGAGAAAGCAGGGUGGUGGUGAUGGUGAGGAGGAGGAGAAGGUGGAGAAGAGGAAGAAGAAGGCGAGGAAAGAGGGUGAGGGUGAGGAGGAGAACGUGCAAAAUCUGGUUGCCAGGUUGAAAAAGAGGUAG
This is a messenger RNA of Ramularia collo-cygni, 2169 nucleotides long. Its product is annotated as related to Streptococcus M protein. Lineage: Eukaryota; Fungi; Ascomycota; Dothideomycetes; Mycosphaerellales; Mycosphaerellaceae. Gene Ontology annotation, molecular function: RNA binding. The coding region runs from base 1 to 2169 and encodes 722 amino acids. The transcript has a single exon. Gene Ontology annotation, cellular component: nucleus. Gene Ontology annotation, biological process: rRNA processing. The record is from RefSeq and is a predicted model, not a curated record.